AUGAGUCAUCGGACUAAAAAAGAAGAAAGGACUUGUAACAAUCGUUUCCACCAGGCAAUGAAACUGUUGUUGAUUGUUGGAAUUGCAUCAGAGAGGUCCUCAUCAGUGCACAUGCCGUCCCACCUCCCAUUGGCAGGCAUGGAAGGAGAAUAUUGGCGAGAUGUUGGACCAGUCCGAAAACCCCACCAGCUCACAAAACCUUUGGAACCAGUCUUCCUCUCACGCCUCGAAACGCCGAUAAGUCCCGCACCUCUCCCCUCAUUCCAGUCGGACCGCGCCGCGGCCGACCUGGAGCAGCACGGCGCAGAAGAACCACAGCAUCCACUGGGAUUGCCGGUGGGAGCGGUCUGGCCCACCUCGAGUGGAAGCCUCGCGAGCGGGCAUGAAUGA
Darwinula stevensoni is the source of this 390-nucleotide messenger RNA. NCBI's taxonomy places the organism in Eukaryota, Metazoa, Arthropoda, Ostracoda, Podocopida, Darwinulidae. The record is from the annotation of a GenBank genome assembly.